Molecule: messenger RNA, 804 nt
Organism: Iphiclides podalirius (scarce swallowtail)
Lineage: Eukaryota; Metazoa; Arthropoda; Insecta; Lepidoptera; Papilionidae
Source: the annotation of a GenBank genome assembly
AUGUGGUGCUUAAUGCAUUUUAUAUUAGUUUUGCAAUGUGUACAAUCUGUCCGAAUCAUUAACAUCCGAGUUCCAGAAGUCAUUCAAUAUGGCACUAGAGAAACUGUAACAUUAGACUGUGAUUAUGUAAUGAAGAACGUUACGGGGUUAGUAGUGAAAUGGUUUUAUAUGGACCGAUCACAGCCGGUGUAUCAGUGGAUACCUCCGCAAAAACCACAGGCCCUGGGAUUAUUAAAGAAUAAGCUGGAUCUGUCUUACAAAGUCUCUAACAAUCCGUAUACGCAGCACAGAGCUCUACGUAUUCGGCAACCCGGCACCGAGCUUACGGGGAACUACACGUGUGUGGUCUCAACAUUUCUUGACGAAGAUGAAAAAACACGCCCCAUGACCAUUUUCGUACCCGAAACGAGGUUCGAUAUGAUACAAGACCGGCUAAACGAUGGAUAUUUGAAUAUUAUUUGCUCUGUCGAAGGUGUUUUCCCUAAACCUGAACUUGCAAUAUUGGUCGGAAACAGGCCGCUGAAUGCUAAAUCAUCAAUAAAGAACUUCGAGGGUCGUUUCACUGCUCUUACGAGUGCAGUAGUUAAUAUCGAAUUACUGCCGCCAACCGUUGAAAUACUAUGUGACAUGCAGGUACCAUUAGCGAAUUACUUCAGCAGAAAAAGAGAUUUAUUCUAUAGAGAUCCACCAUUGAUAGAAACAACAAAUUUACAACAUGCAUCUCCGGAUUCAGGUUACUUGGUUCUGACUUCACCGGGUUUGAUUAUCGUGUCAUUAGUUACAUGUUAUGUUUUACAAACAAGG